Messenger RNA from Porites lobata, 5216 nucleotides. Lineage: Eukaryota; Metazoa; Cnidaria; Anthozoa; Scleractinia; Poritidae. The record is from the annotation of a GenBank genome assembly.
AUGUCUGGUCGCCCUGGUAAAGUUGUUCUAGCACUCUCAUCAAUUAUAGCCAUUCUGCUUGCUGAAUGUUCUGAUAAUGGUUUGUUUUUCAACGUAACCAAACAACACAAACCAACUGUAAACGUUUUCUUUCAGAGCAAGAAAAAUAAAGAACUGCUUAAAACCAUCGUGUGACCGGCUCUCGCCAAAGAGAACAAAAACUCAAAUUAACAUUCUGACCCGAGGGUAGGACAGAUGUAAUCACCGUUGUAGGAUGACAAACAUUCACAAGGAAAUUGUCCCUUAUUCGCACGCCAAUUUUAAAACUAAAUGUCUAUGUACGUUGAUCUGAUUAAGGAGGGAACACUAGGAAAUAAUAGCGGUCAUUGGUGUUACAUCUCAAAGCAAAUUCUCAAGCCUGUCUUCGACCGUUGUUUUCCUCCUCUCUUGACCUAGUUUAUCGCUUUCUUUUAUAAACUUUCCCUCUUCUAUUUUCUUGGGUGAUAGAGUCAAGAGGAGUAUUGCGCAAUCGUGCCUAGACGUAACCUGACUAAAAACAUUCAAAGCUCGAUAUAUUCUUAUUUUGAAUGUUAUUUGCGCUAAAGUCGUGCAAAAAGGCGGGAUCAUUGACUUUCUUAUUAGGUAAGUAUAUGUACGUAAACUGAUUAUUUUGUCUUCUUGAUUCUGGGAAACCCAUCUUCCCAUGACGUUAAAACUAAUUGAUUCCCGGCCGCCUUCAAUACUCGCAACAUUCUAAGCGAGACGUGUUUACUCCUUAGCGUGUGCUGAUACAGCAAUCAAAUUGCACCCAGACAUCCAAUAUCACGCAUCGAUCAGUGCCCGAUAAUAGGAAAGUAACUUUGUCCUAGUAGGGGCACUCGCCAAGCUGUCGGUGCUUUAGAAAACUAUCACUGUAGGAUAGAAUUUGGAGAACAAAAGUUAGCAGAUGGCUCGGUGCCUUCAUCAUAAAAUUGUAUUCAUUCCAAAAAGUACUCGAAAAGAAAUCUCGUUUACAUUUCAUUUCUGUUCAAUAUUUUGAAGUGCAAUCACCUUUCAAAGUAAUAUAAUGUAGCAGACCAGCGUCUUAACAUUGCAUUUGCGUUUAGGAAAAAUGGGGUGUUGUUUUGUUAUGAUAGCGAAUGCGGCUAUCAUUCUUCAAUACACCUAUACUAGUUCAGCGCAACAACAUGAACAGUAGGUUCAGUUACUUUAUAUUGACAAAAUCGCAAUUUAAAUAAAUAGUCAACCACCUAGUUCUCUCUGUGACUUGAAUAAAGCCGAGCUCAAGUGAAUCGAAUUCGGUGUUGUGGUACAACACGCGACUCGGUCGUUCCAUAGCGAAGCCAUCACGUCCGCUGUGACGUAAUGAAAAGUGUAUCUAUUGAAUGCACUUCUGUAAAGGAAGAUCUGGGGAUUAUGCUGAGCGAGUUGGUUCUAAAUUUGAGUAUUUUUAAAGCUACAGUAGGUGUGCUAAUUAAGUGAUAAAUCCUAGAGGGUAGCAUAAAUCUGUACCCAAAGGAUUUACAAGUCCCCGCAAAAAGCUGCUGUGGGGCUGAGUGCCUUUUUGUUUCUUGUUUAAUUAUUAGGCCAUACAGGACGGAAUCAGUAGCUGAAAUUGUUUAGGUUCAGCAUUCUUUAUUAAAGGAACAGAGGAGGCCUUUCCUGUGUGGGUUCCCGGUUUGUUAAGCUGUACUAUCGUAAGGAAGUUUUAAGGCUUCUAAGUACGUGUGAUCCUUCAAUCAGAAGUUGUUGAACUGCGCUUCCCCGUUGUACAAUUUAAAAAUUCAUCAUCUACGAGAAGGAUUGUCACUAGUAUUUAACCAGAAGCUUCAGUUAUCCUUUAAAAGAAAACUGUUGUUCUGUCUUAUUGUAAUACUACAUGAUGAAAGAUUUUUUUUAACUUUUAAACAGCAAUAAAUAAAACCCAUUCAAACGGGACCUGAGCAGAGCUUUUCACGAGUAGUGUUUACUUUUAACAACUGAACAAGGCGUCGCUCACUUUUGAGUCAAAUUGGACCAUUUUUGGGCAGGCUUACUAGAUUCUUUCAUUUUAUUCUACAGCUAUUGUGCAAGGCCGUUCUAAAACCUAACGAAAUUUCAUUCUUUCUUCGUGUGUGAUUUCUUUUGAAUGCAGAGUUAUUUCGUUGUGUUCUCCCAUGUUCACUGGUCUAUUGUAAUCACGUCGCAUAAUCCGGGUGUUUGUAGCCCGUGGAAAAAACUUCAAAAAAGAUUCAAAAGCCUAUUCUUGUAACUGAUAUAUUAUCAGUUGGUUUCAAACGGGUGCCCGUAAGAUUUCGAGUCAAAUUUGACAAUUCAAACCAGAAGGCCACGAGUAGCUCUUUCCUGAAGUGCUAUGUUUAAUGGGAUUUGAAUUUUUUAAGAUUGUGAAUAUGUUUAAGGUGGGUUUCGGGUUGAAAUCUUUGAAUGCUGAUUCAGGUAAUCUGUUUCUCUUCCAUUAGUGCAAAAUUAAAAUGGCCAUACGUUUCGUGGCUCUUUUAGUUCAGGUAAAACGGUUGCAGUCAGACUAUAUUCACCGUGUUGACUCGGUAAUCAAUAUGUGGUUAUUGUUUAUCAAAAUAUCAUUUCAUUAGCUAAUGUAAGAGCUAACCCUUAAUGACAAACAUAUAAAGGCUUUCUCCUCCUUUUUAACUUUUUUGCUUGCGGGAAAGAAUCUGAAAUAGGGAAACUCUGGAUCCAAGGGAAAUAUUAGGUUAGCCUUGAUCCAAGUACAAUGCUGCUGAAAGCUGACUGUAAUUAUCACAUUAAAAUGUGGCGAAGUAGAGGUUUUUAUUUAUGUUACCAUUUAAAAAGAAGAAUAAAAAAUUACUAAGUGACUUGUAAUGAAAGUACGUAUCAAGAUCAGACUAUCUAUACGACACGGAUGUGCCGGCAAGGGGUGUGAAAAAUAAACAUUGCUCACCCGUUUGUUUCAAUGCCAUGAACUUUGUUUAUUUAAGAAAAUACAACAGGUGUAUUGAAACACAGCUACCUCAAGAUGGCGAGGACCAAAAACGUUUAUUGCUGGAAGGUUGGUUGGGAAUAAUUUAAUAGUAAUUCACCUUGAAAUAGGCAUAGAAAAAAGAUUAGAUCUUGAUGUACAAGUCUGUGUGUGCAUGAUCCAGUUUAUUUAAGUUCAGUCUUUUUAUUGUCCAAGUGUAACUUGAAAAACCUUUAUUUAAUAAAACAAUACUACAAAAUAAAUACACUGUCUGCUCUGUACUUUUCCAGAAAAUAUGUUCAUUUUAGAAAUGUAUUAGUUUCGAUGAUUUCUUGUGGGUGGGCCCGAUCUUGGCGAACUGGGAGAGCUUACUAUUGAAGGUCAAAUGUCGGUAUCAAAAAAGGAUCGGUUUGUAUUAAGGACAUAAUUAUAACUUUCUAGAAAUAACAAAUAAUACACAAAACGCUUUUUACUCACAGCAACUGCACUGCAUGCGUAUCAAAGUCAAUUCGCCAGUGGGUUGAGGUCCAAAUAACACAUCUUUCAAUAUUUAUUCUUGAUAUAAGUAUACAAUUUAUUAAAGCUGAGGGCUUAUAAUUUCUCUAAGGAAUUUUUUCCUAUGACUUGGGGGCACAGUUUCUUGGGGGGGUUUCACUUACCCGUGUCCACAGUUACUAAAAUAUCUCGUCUUUUUCUUAGAAUUCCACUAAACAUGCCCACAGGAGCCCAUUUUGAGUAGUUGCUGUGGGGUAGUUAUACUACUUUAAUAUUAAUAUAUAGAACUUCAUAUUCUCUGGCAAGCCUACAGCCGAUUGUUGAAAACUCUGGAGUUUCUCAUUGUGUUUCUCACCAAAAAAAUAUAUGUUCAACACGGCUGCACUUAAAGAAUUAUAUUCUUUAGCUGAGACUACCUUUCAGUGAUAUGGGUGAAACUGUUUGUGUAGCUACGCCCUGUGCUCUAGCCUCUUUCUAAUAGUCUAUCAUUCUCCUGUUCAGCCCUGAACGGCUUAUUGUUCAUGGUUAUUUGAACUUGCUCUGACUUAAACUGUAACUUGUAAAAUUCUCGAUCUCCUACCUGUUACUGCUCUUAUGGCAUUACCAUCACUGCUCGACAUUAUCAUUACAGCUCGAAGCACUCCUCUCUCAAGACUACUCCCCUGUUGCCUCCAUUUUGAAAUAUACUUCUUUUUCUAGGCUAUACAACAGUUUUUUCCCUUGGAGACUGGCAUUAAUCUUCAGCUAUAUUACAGUAAUUACUCUAGAUUUCACACCAUAUCUCACUUAACUAUUGAGUACAUUUGUUGCAUUUGGAACAAACUGUUGGAAGUGUUAUAUACAUCACUCAGUCUUGAAACUUAUGAUUCAGGUCUUAGAACGAGUGAAAUAAAGACUCUGUUAUCAUACGUUAUCCGGACGAUUCUACUCUACCAAUCUCUCAUUUUACUGCAGAAUACAAAACUUUACAUCGUCCAUUUCUCCCUCUUCUGUAUGGGGCUUUUACCUCUCUUUGCUACGACUUGUCCUCAUUAAAUCAGUGAGGCACUUUCUCGAACUUCCAUUUCAUUCUGGAGGUUCUCAGUAUACUUUUCAUUUUAACACAACUGGUCGUUCCUUUCUGAGGCGAAUGUGGCAGUAAGUGUGUCUUUCUAACUCUCGGGUCUUUGGAUUGAAAUGAAAUUUUCAAAUGGAAUUAUCUGUUGACAGGAUUUCACAAUAAGAAAGCUAGAUUUUUCAUGUCUCUGAAAGCCCGUGCACUUUCCACUUUUCUCCAAGUAUAGUAGUCAGUGUUCCUUUAUAAAACCCUUUUCUUGUAGUAUUCUCCAUAAUAAUCGUCCCAAACAAAGCUAUGUCUCUUUGUUACUUUCUUCUGUACCCCUCCUUUAUCGUACUUUUUGAAUUUUGCUAAUUUUUUCUACUUUUAAACCUCUAAUAACACUACAGUAUUCUACUCUCUACCACUUUCAAACCUCCCUUGCAGCGCUUCUCAGUUUUGCCAAUACUUUCACGUCUACGAGUACUGCUAUAGAGUGAAUUCAACGACUAGGUUUCUUCGACUUAUAUUAAUUUAACUCUAUCAGUUAAUUAGCUGGAUCGAACAAAAAACUAAAACACUUUUCAUUUCUUCGCGCCCUUUUACACUGCUGUCACUUCUCAUAACUGACUGUGAACGUGGACAGUACACCACUUCGAUCGGUGCACUCUGUUUUGUCUGUGUUUGUUUUUUACUCAUAGCAUAAUAGUGUUAAUCGCUGUAGUAAGUGUUAACAUCGUCAUUUCCAACCCGUCACUUCAUGAGUAA